Messenger RNA from Centropristis striata (black sea bass), 3452 nucleotides. RefSeq names its product MISP family member 3 (gene misp3). The record is from RefSeq and is a predicted model, not a curated record. The coding region runs from base 129 to 1382 and encodes 417 amino acids. NCBI's taxonomy places the organism in Eukaryota, Metazoa, Chordata, Actinopteri, Perciformes, Serranidae. The transcript has 3 exons.
GUGGACUCGAAAGGAACAAGACGGUUGGGCAGAAACAAGGUGCAGGACCGUCAAAGCCUUCAAAAACAGUGCAAACACAACAACUGAAGACAGAGAAACACAUCUUUGUGUCUUCUAAACACACCAGGAUGGAGAGUGACUCGUGCGAUGAUAGCCAGAGCGACAGUGGAGUUUCAGCAGAUUUCUCGCCGUGCAGCACUUUGGAGGGCAGCACCACCACCUCUACAGCAGCUGUAGCCAAAGAGACCCCCAUCGAGAGGGAGAUCCGACGGGCUAUAGAGCGGGAACACAGCCUGAGAAGGUCCAGAGGGCUUCCGAAUCCACCCACUUCUCCAGAGUAUGUGGAGAUCCCUUUGUGGAAAACUGUUCUCUGCCAGCCAGUGACUGCUAAGACUGAGAGGUGUCAAGGCAAAGAUAGGCAGCUUGCAGGCAAAAAGAUGCAGCAUGAGAUCCACAAGGAGGCCCGGAGGGAACAGGAUCUGGUCAAGCUGGGCAAAGUUCCAGGUUUCUAUGACAAAGGCACGAUACGCCAAGUCAAAGAUAGAAAGCAGCUUUUUGAGGCCUUUCAGACACCCAGUGACUCAACUUUGACUGUGUCAGCCAGGAGUAAGGGCUCAUCCUGGUCCUCUGUCAGUGACAUUUCAACCCUGGAGAACCAGGAGGAUGCGUCAUCACAGGCUUCCACCAUAGGAGGAUCAUAUGUGGAGACGACUCCCACACAGAGCCCAAGUUUAGCCAAAGGAGAGGGGACUCUCCAAGGACCAGGCCUCUCUGAGGGGACAGCCUGUCAGAUCAUCAUCCUGGAGAACAAUCUGAGUGUCCCAGCACAGAAGCUCUACCACGCCAAACCACAGGCACAGUCCGUCACUGUUGUCGACUCCGGAAGUCAUUACAAUUCAUCAUCCAGGACAGAAGGACAUGUUGGGAUUAAAGUGAAGGAGCAGGAGAAAGAGGAGAAUGUGGCACCCAAGGAGAACCCCUUUUUCAAGCUGCGCUCCUCAACAAAUGUAGUUAAAGUGGAGAAGGAUAUCUUGGAGGCUCAAGAGAGGGAGAAGGAGCUCCACAAGCAGAGGAUCAGUCUGUAUGGGGGCACACAGGGUGCAAAAGGAGAAGGAAAGCCAGUCAGCACAGGAGAAAAGUUGUCUUCUUCUUCGCUGAAUGGACUGGCCGGUCCUGACGUACCAAGCUCAUCAUCCAGAGGGGGAAUUAGACCCACAGCAGCACGCCAGUCAGUUGGCAAGUUGGGCAUAUGGCCCCCGGCCCAGGCCGAAGAGGAAAAGAUUAACCAGCCAGAGAGUCCCCGGACCCCCAGACAGAAGACGCCUCUGGUGCAACGCUGGGAGUCAGGCCUGGUCAACGGACACAACAUAGAAGAUGAUUGAGGAGAUGCUGAUGAAGCGAAACUGCAGCAGGGAGGAACGGAAACCGAGACCUGUGGUUUUUUGGAAGUGGAGAUCUGAAUGACUGUGAGAUUAAAAAGAGAAAGCUACGAAGGAAAGUGGGUGCAAAAGAGAGGAGGGAGCAGUGAUGAAGAGAGAAUGUGAAGCGAGAAAGAGGUCAGGGAUUGAGGCUGCAAAGGGGGUCAGGAGGAUUGGGAGCAAGGAAAAGGAUUGGUGGUGGACUGAAAACCCUGAAGAGUCCUACAUUGAGGAGGAGAGAAAUAGAAGGAGGAGGGCCACCUAUUAGUGGAUAAGCACUUGGGCUGUUUCUGGUGCUGGAAAACUAAUGACUAAUGACUGUAAAAUGGCAACAACAACAAAAAAAUCCUAAUAAUAACAAUGCACUGGAGAAAAUAAAAAUGCUAAUUUAGUGAGAAUGGGAUUUUAUAACUUUCAAAAGUUCUUCACCAAUGGAAUUUUUUGGGAGAGUAAAAAUGAAGUCAUUAUUUGUUGAUAAAAAUAAAAACAUUGAGUGGUACUGUAUCUAGCUAAAAAAAACCCUGAUGUGUCAUCCCCAGUGUUAUGCUUUAAUGAUGUCUUACACUGAGUUACUAGUUUAUUACACCUGUACAAUCUAAUGCAAUCCCAUACAAAAGCCAUGCAAUAAAUCUUUGUGUCUGUUCAGUUUUUAUUCAUGCUGUGUCAGAGAGUUGUUGAUUCAACUCUGUGGUCAUUUUGGAGCUUCUAGCUAGAGGUGGGGUUGAAUUUGACUUUAUUAUAAUUCAACCCCAUUUCCAUACAUGCCGGGACAGAAAGUUAGAAACUUCUCAGCAUUAUAAAGUCUAGUGCACUCACAAAAAAUGACCUAAUUCACAAAGAGAAAUUAUUUCAGCACAUUGUUGAGGUUUUCCUAAUAAACUGGUAACUCAGUAUAUAGGCCAGUGACCUGAAUUAUUGCACCGCUUGUAAUCCAUGAAAACAAGAGCUACUUCUUUUGUUCUAUUGCAUGCAUCACUACCGAAAGCUGGAUUAUAGUGCAAUACAGCACAUUCUUAAAAUCGUGUAAAGUUGAUCUGGAUUUCACAGUGUAAUAAUAACUGCUCUGCUUUUUUUAUAAUUGUAACAUUUUUUGAAUGAUGCAAUAAGUAUUUUGGAAUGAAACUUGACAUGCAUAAUUGAGGUGCACUCCUAUUUUCCUUUAUUUUUAUUUUUUGUAUCUGACUGAGGCAGACAUAAUAUAAUGGGAAUACAUGUUGUGUUAUUCUUCUUACUUAUGCACCACAGCAGCCUAUGAGGUAUGAAGUUUAUCGAUAAUCAGUGUAUGGAAAUUGGCACACCCCCAGUUUGGAGAAGCAGGCAGGAGUACUGACACAGAAGCUAAGCAAUGUAGUGCUGUGUUAGUUUUUGCCUUUAGUGAAUCCAAACUAGCUCCAUAAAACAUCGAAAUCACAUUAUAACACAAUCAAAUUAAAUGAUGGAGCAAGGAGCAGACCAGCGACUCCUGUGUUCUGCACAGUAAAGUUAUAGUUUUUGUCAAAGGAGUCUGGUGGCUGUGACAGAAGCAUCAAUUAACUUCCCCCCAUGUAAAUUUAAAAAGGGCUGUCUGACUGCUAGGUAAAAGCACUCUAAAUAGAGUAUACACUUAAACUGAUAUCGACAUUUUUAGUUGGCUUAAAUAUGUUUUACUACUUACUAUGUGCUGUAGGUAAUACACUGACAAUGGAUAAGUACCUCUUAGUAUCAUCUUCAAUGAAUUCAAUCUCUCCCUUUAAGGUAUAUAUAUAUAUAUAUAUGUGUGUGUGUGUGUGUGUGUGUGUGUGAUCUGCUUUACGUUGUUUCUUUAUUUGGGCCCCUGACACUGUCGGCGGUCAGGGAGAAAAUGUAUCACCAUGGAUACAGCUUUGGAAGACGCUGGAAGCUUUGCCAGAAUUAAGCAGCAUAAACGCCACUGUGGACUUUUGUGUGUGUGUGUGUGUGUGUGUGUGUGUGUGUGUAUGUGUGAGAGAGAGAGACAGAGAGAGACAGAGAGAGAUCAGGAGACCACGCUUAAGUGACCUCCCAAUCUUCUGUGAA